AUGGGUCGGAAGAAGCUUACAAUGGAAGAAAAGGCCCGGGCCCUUGCCCUAAUAGAGCAGGGAAUGCCGGUGAAGCACGUUGCUGCCGAAUUAAAUGUCAGCAGAGUGUCCCUCUUCAAGCUUAAAAAGUCCGCUGCGUCCCUGCCUACCGGCACGUUACCACCUCGCAAACUGGGAUGUGGGCGCAAGAGAAAAACUUCAGAGAGGACUGACAAGAUGUUGGUGAGAGAGCUGAAGCAAAAUCCAUCCAUUACAGCAGCAGAAUUGAAGAAAAAACACCCAGACCUGCUCCAAGAUGUCGCUGUCCGUACGUUGCAACACCGCUUGCAAAAAGACCUCGGCCUGCCCUGCCGCCGUGCUGCCAAGAAGCCGCUUCUCACAGACACCAUGAGGAAGAAGAGACUGCAGUUUGCCAAGCAAUACCGUGACUGGACACCUGAGCAAUGGAAAAGUGUGAUGUGGAGUGACGAGAGCACGUUUCGGCUCGUCAGGGGUGGCUCAAGCUUGGUAAGGCGGCCCAGCACCGUGAGCAGAUAUGACGCCCACUACACGGUCAAGACAGUUAAACACCCAGAUAGCGUCAUGGUAUGGGCCUGUUUCAGUGGGAAGAGGGCAGGGAGGUCUCUACUUCCUUCCAAAGAACGUAACUCCCCUGACUUAAACCCCAUUGAGAACGCCUGGAACAAGAUGAAAAACGACCUAGCCAAGUCGCGCCCAACAUCAAUCGUCCCCCUGAAGGAGGCUCUGAAGAAGAUGUGGGUGACAAUGGACGUCUCAUACUUAGAAAAUUUAGCAAUAUCUAUGCCAAAGCGGAUCGAACAGGUGCUCAAAACUCGAGGGAACAUGACAAAGUACUAA
This is a messenger RNA of Portunus trituberculatus (swimming crab), 858 nucleotides long. RefSeq lists its product as uncharacterized. Gene Ontology annotation, molecular function: DNA binding; DNA strand exchange activity. The record is from RefSeq and is a predicted model, not a curated record. The coding region runs from base 1 to 858 and encodes 285 amino acids. Gene Ontology annotation, biological process: DNA transposition; DNA integration. NCBI's taxonomy places the organism in Eukaryota, Metazoa, Arthropoda, Malacostraca, Decapoda, Portunidae. The transcript is spliced from 2 exons.